AUGCGCGUGGUUGUUGCCCACCACGACGCCGAGCACUGCGCUGCUCCAAACCAAAAGACGUUAGAUCCCCACGAGAAAGGCUUAGGUAGUGUGCCACAGCCGGUUGCGCGGAACGGGUCCGCCCCGCCCGCCCUCGACACCCUUUCUACUUGCCCAUCAACCAGAGGUCUAACGACCCCGUUGUGGCUUCCUACCUCUUUCGGCGCUGCGGGAGUCGUUCCCCCACCAAGCGGGCCCGGUGGGCUCAUGGACGAACAAACACAAAAGGCCGCUUGCAAGCGUCGAGAAGAAUUCCGGGACAUGGCUCUGAGCGCAUCUAACCGGUGCGUGGUAACAGGCCUUGGUAAAUUGUGGUGCCUCAACCCUACGGUCGGCCCGGGGAUACACGUAGCACAUAUUGUGCCCCAGCUGCAGUACCAUGUGUAUCCACUCCAGAACUAUAUGGCGUUCAGGGCUCUACCCAGCAGUUUAUACCGAACCGUCGGCUCUCGAACCAACCCGGCUCAUGUCGGCCUGGAUGCACACGUGGUCUAUUAG
Pyricularia pennisetigena is the source of this 537-nucleotide messenger RNA. RefSeq lists its product as uncharacterized. NCBI's taxonomy places the organism in Eukaryota, Fungi, Ascomycota, Sordariomycetes, Magnaporthales, Pyriculariaceae. The coding region runs from base 1 to 537 and encodes 178 amino acids. The transcript has 3 exons. The record is from RefSeq and is a predicted model, not a curated record.